ACAGGCAAACGGAUCAAGUCGAUUAGAUCGAUCCCCAGUGCGUAACUGGAACUUAUUUAAUCGACCCCGAAAGGAUGAAAGACAAAAUCGACCUCGGCGGAAUUUGAACUCAGAACGUAGCGGCAGCCAGACGAAAUACCGGCUAUGGACGGAGGUCACCCGGUUAAGGGUGGCGACGAGGAUCCGGAUAGAGUCGGUCCGUGGAGGAAUUUUAAGAAUCCCUACCCAGAAUCGAAUAACCCUAACUUGCCUCAGAAAAAUCUAGUGACUUUGAGUCGUGAUGAACUCAGAGUUCUUCAUGAAUGCAACAGAGAAAGCUUUUGGUAUCGAAGUUUACCAGCUAGUAUGAUAUUUAUUGGUUUAACACAGUUUGCUGUCAACAAAGGAUAUCUUAAACCACAUCCAAAAUUUGGAGCAACUUUAAAAAAUAUAGGUGCUGGUUUAGCAGGUUAUAUUCUUGGCAAAUUAUCUUAUCAAAAUGAAUGUAGGAAAAAAAUUUUAUCUCUCCCUAACAGCAAGCUUGCUGAAACUCUUCGACAACGUUUCUCAGGAGGCAGUCAACCAACAACAGAAUUUGUUCCCGAAGUUCCUAUGGAUACUACGCUGACGACAAGCGAUACAAAGAUUUUUGAAGAUUCUAAUGUCUUUCAGUCAAAGGCCGAACCAAAAGAACCACUUCCCACCUUUUCAUUAGGUGACCAGUCUCAGGAUGCACAAAAUCAGGAAUACAAAUCAUAUGAAGACCUCCGACGCCAGAAUAGGAAGUCAUAUACAGAAGGCCAAUAUUCAAGAUGGACAAAACAGACAAAACCUCCAUCAUCACCGCCACCUUCUGUUCCUGAGUCUAGACAAGAACAAGAUAGUAUACCUAUUAGAGUACCAAGAUCUUCAUCAAAUAUUUCAGUUAAAUCUAAAAACGAAUAUGGUGAUGUAUGGGAAGAAGAAUAAUUUCCUUUAAUACAGUGAGCAAAUUGUUUCUUUGCAUUGCUAGAUUAGUUGUGCUUGAAUUUCAAGUUAAAGGGGUUUUCUGUAAAAGGAUGGAAAUAAUUCCCCUCUUGGUUAUUGGACUGACUGGAAUUUGUUUUGGUAUAAUAAAUACAUAAAUGAACAGUUUUGUUCAUCAUUCCAUGUUACCUUUUUAA
This is a messenger RNA of Octopus sinensis (East Asian common octopus), 1142 nucleotides long. RefSeq names its product OCIA domain-containing protein 1. Lineage: Eukaryota; Metazoa; Mollusca; Cephalopoda; Octopoda; Octopodidae. The record is from RefSeq and is a predicted model, not a curated record. The coding region runs from base 145 to 948 and encodes 267 amino acids. The transcript has 8 exons. Gene Ontology annotation, cellular component: endosome.